Messenger RNA from Leptomonas pyrrhocoris, 781 nucleotides. RefSeq lists its product as hypothetical. Lineage: Eukaryota; Euglenozoa; Kinetoplastea; Trypanosomatida; Trypanosomatidae. The coding region runs from base 47 to 781 and encodes 244 amino acids. The record is from RefSeq and is a predicted model, not a curated record. The transcript has a single exon.
AGAAAUAUCACGUGGCGUAAUUAAGGUCUGCGUGGCGGCGAAGGCGAUGCAUCGUCGACUAAGGUCAUUGGUAGCGGCACAGCGUAGCUGCCAUCGCUUCUUCUCCGAGUUCAAUUCCGGAAGCGUCCUUGGCACGCCCGUCCUAUCUGGCAGCCUGCUGAAAGACAUGCAGGAGGACCUAAAACACGAAAAUGAGCUUCACACGCGCGGGAUGGGUGAGACGCUGCAGAACUUCGUCAACCGCGCUGAGCUGACGCACAUGGAAAGCCCCGAGGCGGAUGAGAAAUUUAUGAAAAACUUGGAGUCGAAGGUCGACGACCUCUUCUCCCGCAUUCCGCUGCCCGAGGACCCGAUGCGAGCAGCCCUGGCACUAACCGAUGAGGAGGUGAAGGAGGAGGCGGCGGCCGAGCUGGUAAAAGAGGCGGUACGUGAGAUGUACUGGCGUAAGCUGGACGCCAAGAAGGCGGAAGAGCUCCGCCUGAAGCACGCACAGGAGAAAUACGCGAAACAGGGAAUGCGACAGUACUUCGACGAUCUGAAAGAAAAUGAGAAAAUGCGCGAGCGUUAUUCGAGCGUGCUGAACGGCGGUGCGACGAGCACAACCACGUCACGUCCGUGUUCGCGAGAGCAAGACAAGACGACGUCCUCCACAUCGGCAGCUGUGCGUGGCGAUGAGGACGGCGAUGUUGCGGAUGCGACGGCAGAGGAGCUGCGGGCGGAGUUGGCCGCCAUGAAGGCGAAGAUGGCGAAGUUGGAGGAGAUGCUGCGCGCCAAGAAGUAG